Molecule: messenger RNA, 2735 nt
Organism: Alligator sinensis (Chinese alligator)
Lineage: Eukaryota; Metazoa; Chordata; Crocodylia; Alligatoridae
Gene: MOCOS
Product: molybdenum cofactor sulfurase
Exons: 16
Coding region: 90-2657 (855 amino acids)
Biological process (GO): Mo-molybdopterin cofactor biosynthetic process
Molecular function (GO): molybdenum ion binding; molybdenum cofactor sulfurtransferase activity; pyridoxal phosphate binding
Source: RefSeq, a predicted model, not a curated record
GGUCCCAGCAUGGUGUCUGCCCAGGGAGACCUGCCAGCUUUACAGGAUCUGCAGGUGUAGAACUCUGCACCCUGUGGCAAAGCCUUUUCAUGGGAGAGGACUGCCUGCCCAGCUUCUAUAGCCAGGUGGCACAGGGCUGUCCCUGCCAUGGAAUUACUUACCUUGACCAUGCAGGUGCCACGCUUUUUGCAGACAGCCUGCUUAAGGGGUUUAUGGAUGAUCUCAGAGAAAACAUUUAUGGCAACCCGCAUAGUCAGAACAUCAGUAGCAAACUGACGUAUGACACUAUUGAGCAUGUUCGAUACAGAAUAUUGCAACAUUUCAAUACUACUGCAGAAGAUUACACCGUCAUUUUCACAUCUGGAAGCACAGCUGCACUUAAGCUGGUAGCUGAAACAUUCCCUUGGAUACCUGAAGGCGCAAAGGAACCAAGCAGUCGGUUUUGUUACCUAACUGACAGUCAUACUUCUGUGGUGGGCAUGAGGGGGAUAACUGCCAUGAUGAAUGUGUUAUCUGUUCUUGUGCAACCAAAGGACAUGUUGUUAUUAGAGAAAAACAAGGAACCAGCCAAAGAACAAAACUGCACAACACCACAUCUUUUCUGUUAUCCCGCUCAGAGCAAUUUUUCAGGUACCAAAUAUCCUCUGUCAUGGAUUCGGAAGAUAAAAGCCAGAGAGCUCUGCCCUGUCAGAAUACCUGGGAAGUGGUUUGUUCUACUGGACGCAGCUGCUUUUGUCAGCACCUCUCCAUUAGACUUAACAGUUCACACAGCAGACUUUGUUGCCAUUUCAUUCUAUAAAAUCUUUGGCUUCCCCACUGGUUUAGGAGCACUUCUGGUAAACAAUGAAAUUGCUCCUUUUCUAAGGAAGAUCUACUUUGGAGGAGGAACUGCAGCUGCCUACCUUGCUGGAGAGGAUUUCUACUCUCCAAGACAAUCGAUAGCAGAAAGAUUUGAAGAUGGGACAGUUUCCUUUCUUGAUAUCAUUGCACUGAAACAUGGAUUUGAUGCUUUGGAAAGACUUACAGGUGGAAUGGAGAACAUAAAACAGCAUACCUUUGCAUUAGCUCACUACACCUACACUGUGCUGUCUACAUUAAAGUAUACUAAUGGGGCACCUGUUGUGCACAUUUACAGUGAUACAGACUUCAGCAAUCCCGAUGUCCAGGGUCCGAUCAUUAAUUUUAAUGUGCUGGAUGAAAAUGGAGACAUAAUCGGCUAUUCGCAGGUGGACAAGAUGGCUAGUCUCUACAACAUACAUGUCCGUACAGGUUGCUUUUGCAAUACAGGUGCCUGCCAGCAGCAUUUGGGGAUCAGCAAUGAGGAUAUCAAAAGGAACCUUCAGGCCGGCCACAUGUGUGGAGAUGACAUAGAUAUAAUUGAUGGACGUCCCACUGGGUCUGUGAGAAUAUCAUUUGGCUACAUGUCCACAUUUGAAGAUGCACAAAACUUUCUAAAGUUCAUUAUAGCCACCCAACUCUCCAAAGCAGACAUGAAGUUUCCCUCUCAACCUACUCCAACCAAGACUGUUACAGAGUCUGAAGAAUCCCCCAUGCAGAAUGACCAAACUUCCUGUCACAAUGCAGAUGUGUUGUCAAUGAAAACUAUUAUCGCAGACACUGGACCCUGGAAUAACUCAUCUGCAAUGCUGAAGACUACCAGGUGGCAGCCACCAGAGACUGAAUUGGAAAGGACCAGGGCUGCUGUUUUUGAGCGGGCAGUUCCUGUACACAGCAGUAGUAACAAGCCAAUAAGUGUCACCAACAUUUGCCUCUACCCAAUCAAAUCUUGUUCUGCAUUUGAGGUUACACAGUGGCCUGUAGGAAACCAAGGAUUGCUGUAUGACCGUAAUUGGAUGCUUGUGAAUCAGAAUGGAGUUUGCAUUACUCAGAAGCAGGAGCCUAGGCUCUGUCUGAUACAUCCCUCAAUUGACCUAAAACAAAAGAUUAUGGUUAUCAAAGCAGAAGGAAUGGACCCCAUAGCUAUACCUCUAGAGGAAAACCUGGAAAAAGAGAGACAGAUCUGUCAGAGCAAAGUCUGUGCACAUAGAGUACAAACGUAUGACUGUGGAGAGAGGAUUGCAGACUGGUUCUCUGAGUUUCUUGGUCGUCAGUGUCACCUGAUCAGGCAGAGUUCAGACUUCAAAGGAAAUGCAACUCAGAAGCAUGUAAAAGGUCAGGCACCCUCUGCAACCCUCUCACUUUCUCUUGUGAAUGAAGCACAAUAUCUCCUGAUAAACACUGCAAGCAUUUUGUAUCUGAAAGAGCAAAUUAUUGCAAGAUUGGAAGAGCCACUAGAAACAGAACAGCUGAUCCAACGCUUCCGUGCCAACAUUGUGAUCAACACAAUGGAGCCUUUUGAGGAAGAGGAAUGGGCUGAGAUUUCAAUUGGUGCUCUACAUUUCCAGGUUGUAGGUCCAUGCAACAGAUGCCAAAUUAUCUGCAUAGAUCAAAAAUCUGGAGAGCGAAACAAGGAAUUCCUGCAGUCUCUGUCUAAUGCCAGAGGUAGAAAGACACACUUUGGCAUAUAUCUGAUGAACCAGUCCUCAUGCUCAUCUUCUUCAUAUAUAUUGUCAGUGGGAUCUCCAGUAUUUCCUAUGUUGAAGGAGAGUACAAAAAUACAGUGCCCACCAUCCAAUGAAGAAAAAGCUUCUGGAUAACUUUCUUUGGCUGCACAAGUUUGACAUGGAUAAUUGAGAAAAAUCUGGUUGUCAGUUAUUAAAAAAAUCUUCUACUGA